GGUAUGCCUGUAAAAGCCUGAUCUUAAAGUCGCAUUGUAGCCAGAGGGUCGGUAGAGAGUCUUUUGGUGCUCUCUCCGUCGCGUAAUUUCUGUGUCUUUUCCUCGCUGCAGUUUCUCCAUCUCUGUAAGGUCUAGUUCUCAGUUUGAUUUUGGAUUCCAUUUCGCGAUCUUCGAUAGCGAUAGCGAUCGCGAUCGCGAUUUUAAUUGUUGUAAGAAUUCGCGAAAAGAUUUAGAGUUUAAUCGAUGGAGGCCGAUUCCUGGAAUGCUCCUUUUCAACUUUCAUCGUCUCGACGCUACCGAUCUCGUUCCGGUGUGUACCAAGGAGAUCACGAAGAAAUUGAAGAGGAAAAUUCGAGGACUGAGUUUUUGUGCCCGUUUUGCGCCGAGGAUUUUGAUAUCGUAGGUCUUUAUUGUCACGUCGAUGAGGAGCAUCCGGUGGAAGUCAAGAACGCGGUAUGUCCCCUAUGCACGAAGAAAGUGGGGAUGGAUAUUGUUGGCCAUAUCAUCUCACAACAUGGGAGCCUUUUCAAGGUGCAGCGACAGCGAAGAUUGCGAAAAAUUGGGUCCAAUUUGACAUUUUCAAAGCUGAGAAAAGAGCUUAGGGAAGGAAACUUGAGAUCCCUUCUUGGUGGUUCUUUACACUCUGCCCCCACAAGUACUGAGCCUGAUCCCUUGUUGUUUUCUUUUACUUCUAAUCUGCCUACAUUCAGAAAACCUGCUAGAGUGCAGUCUCAGUCGUCAGCCGAAGUAACUACAUCACAGGAAAAUCCCGAGGCUCAUUCAGAGAGGAGCAGUGUCUCAAGGUUGGCGGCUUCAAAUAGGGAUGAAAAGGAGAGGGCUCAGAAAUGUGAGUUUGUACAAGGGCUGUUGAUGUCUACUAUUCUUGAUGAGUUAUGAUUGGAUAUAGGUUCGUCGGAAGAAGAAACCAUGCCAGUUAUAGUAUGGAACCACAAGCGUAGGUUAUAUCGGGAUGGAUCGAUCUGAUUUGGAUAUUGCAGCAGGUGGCAAUAGUUAUUAGGUAAACUAUGCAAUGUUCUAUUAUCCAUAAGUAUAUAUGUGCAUAAAUGCAAAGAUGGAAGCUCUUGUUUUUAUCAACAUUUAGUAAUAUGAUAUGAUAAUGAUGCUACUCUUAAUCAUAGAUUGAUUCUGUUCCUCA
Molecule: messenger RNA, 1156 nt
Organism: Cucurbita pepo subsp. pepo (vegetable marrow)
Lineage: Eukaryota; Viridiplantae; Streptophyta; Magnoliopsida; Cucurbitales; Cucurbitaceae
Product: protein DEHYDRATION-INDUCED 19 homolog 4
Source: RefSeq, a predicted model, not a curated record